Molecule: messenger RNA, 2912 nt
Organism: Nicotiana tabacum (common tobacco)
Lineage: Eukaryota; Viridiplantae; Streptophyta; Magnoliopsida; Solanales; Solanaceae
Source: RefSeq, a predicted model, not a curated record
CUAGAGGUGCUCUUUGACGCACGGUGCACAAAGGUAGCACCAUUACCCCCUCCAAAUUCAAUCUUUUCCUCUACCCUUUCUGAGAUAUUUCCAAAAAAAUUGUUUCUUUUCUUUUCCAUCCCAAAAAUUGUUCAAUUACUUAUUUAUUUUUAUUUACCAGUAGCAAUAAAUAUUUAAAGUAUUUCUCUGGGAAGAAAAAAAAAAUCAACUUCCCCUUUCCCCUGUCUCUCUCCAUUUUCGAUCACCAAAACAUUUCACAACAAUUUCAGUAGAAGCACCAAGAAACUAGAUAAAAAAGAAGAGGAGGAAGGUUUUGAGAGAAAGGUGAAAAGGGGUUCAAGAAAAGAUCAAAUCUUUAUUGCUCUUAGAGAUGGCUUUAAUGCGCCUUCUCAGACAGGUUGAAAGGCAGCAAUCUCAACUAAGGCAGCUAAACUAUUUUCUCAAUAGAACCUAUCUUACCUCUGGAAAGGCUAUAGGAGGUGGAGUACAUGGAGCUGCAAGAACCAAGGGAAGGUUUCGAUCAAGUUAUGUGGGCAGCCUAGCCCGUCGAGUACGUGAUACAGAAGAAGCUACUGAUGCGGCGUAUCUCAGAGAGCUAUAUCAUAAGAACGAUCCAGAGGCAGUCAUAAGGUUGUUUGAAGGUCAACCUUCACUUCAUUCUAAUCCAGCAGCACUCUCGGAGUAUGUUAAGGCGCUGGUUAAGGUUGAUAGACUAGAUGAAAGUGAGCUGCUCCGGACAUUGCAGAGAGGGAUUGGUGGUACUGCUAGCUCUCAUGCGGAAGAAGCAAAUUUAGGAGCUCUGUCAGCUUUUAGAAAUGUUGGGAAAGCUAUGAAGGAUGGUGUGCUUGGUACUGCCAAUGCUCCUAUACAUAUGGUGGCUGUUGAAGGGGCUCAUUUCAAAGAACAGUUGUGGCGUACAUUCCGUGCUCUUGGUUUGGCCUUUCUCUUGAUUUCAGGUGUUGGUGCGCUCAUUGAAGAUAGAGGAAUCAGCAAAGGACUUGGUCUAAAUGAGGAAGUGCAGCCGACUAUGGAAACCAAUACAAGAUUUGCUGAUGUGAAGGGUGUUGAUGAGGCGAAAGGGGAGCUGGAAGAGAUUGUGCACUAUCUUCGAGACCCUAAGCGAUUCACUCGUCUUGGUGGCAAGCUCCCAAAGGGCGUGUUACUUGUUGGUCCACCUGGAACUGGUAAGACCAUGUUGGCAAGAGCCAUAGCAGGAGAAGCUGGGGUUCCCUUUUUCUCGUGCAGUGGCAGUGAAUUUGAGGAAAUGUUUGUUGGUGUUGGAGCCCGGAGAGUAAGAGACCUUUUUGCAGCUGCUAAGAAACGAUCACCGUGCAUUAUAUUCAUUGAUGAAAUUGAUGCCAUUGGAGGUAGCCGUAACCCAAAGGACCAGCAAUAUAUGAGGAUGACUUUGAAUCAGUUGCUUGUUGAGCUGGAUGGUUUCAAACAGAACGAUGGAAUCAUUGUGAUUGCUGCCACUAACUUUCCUGAGUCAUUGGAUAAGGCACUGGUGAGACCUGGACGUUUUGAUCGCAACAUUGUUGUCCCAAAUCCUGAUGUUGAAGGUCGGAAGCAGAUUCUGGAAUCUCACAUGUCAAAGGUUGUUAAGGCCGAUGAUGCGGACCUUAUGAUCAUUGCUAGAGGGACUCCUGGAUUUUCUGGUGCUGACCUUGCCAAUUUGGUUAACAUUGCUGCUGUGAAGGCUGCAAUGGAUGGUGCCAAAGCUGUAAGCUUGGCUGAUCUAGAGUAUGCUAAGGACAAGAUCAUGAUGGGAAGUGAGCGCAAAUCAGCUUUCAUAUCCAAAGAGACGAAAAAGCUUACCGCCUACCAUGAAGGUGGCCAUGCUCUUGUGGCUAUUCAUACUGAUGGGGCUCUUCCAGUUCACAAGGCAACCAUUGUUCCACGUGGUAUGGCUCUCGGUAUGGUUGCUCAAUUGCCUGAGAAGGAUGAGACUAGUAUGUCCCGUAAGCAGAUGCUUGCUCGGCUUGAUGUUGCUAUGGGUGGGCGAGUCGCUGAAGAGCUCAUUUUCGGAGAAAGUGAAGUAACUUCUGGUCCAUCUAGCGAUCUCCAGCAAGCAACCAAUCUCGCCAGGGCCAUGGUUACCAAGUGGGGCAUGAGCAAAGAAGUUGGGCUCGUCACCCACAACUAUGACGAUAAUGGGAAGAGUAUGAGCACUGAAACGAGGCUUCUCAUUGAGAAGGAAGUAAGAGAAUUACUUGAAAGGGCUUACAACAAUGCAAAAACGAUUCUGACCACCCACAACAAAGAGCUUCAUGCCCUUGCCAAUGCAUUACUUGAGCAGGAAACACUGACUGGAAACCAGAUAAAGGCCCUGCUUACACAGGUCAAUUCUCAACAUACACAACAGCAGCAACCUCAAUUAGUGACUGAGGAGAGCACAUCACCAUCCAAUCCAGCUCCUCCGUCAAGUCCAACUGCAGCAGCUGCUGCUGCGGCCGCUGCUGCAGCAGCCGGCGCUGCAGCUGCGGCCACUGCCGCAGCCAAAACCAAAGGCAUUGCUCCUGUAGGACCUUAGUAUGGUAACUUAUUGGUAGUUUUUGUCAAUCCAAUGUGCAUAUAGGGGAUCAUUUUCAUUCCACCCUUUUCAUUGUUGAGUUACUAUCAAGGAGGUGAUUAAUGCAUGGAGGUGAGUUUAGAGGUCAAUGGAAAUAGUAACAGAUAAAUUGGCAAAUUCAUGUUGUCUAAGUGUAUGUCAUAUUUAGUUGUCCUAAGGCCUCUUUCUUUUGGUGUUAUAAAGCCACUUAGCUGACCUUGCAGAUCUUAACUUUAAGUAUCAGCAUACUCAUUUACUUGCCAAUUUGAGCUGGAUAUUUUUCAUGAGUAUAUUGUAAAAUUUCGCAGUGUCAGAACUUAAUAGUUUUCCAAUAAUGCAUUUACUCGUUACCUGCUUUUUC